Messenger RNA from Melanotaenia boesemani (Boeseman's rainbowfish), 1425 nucleotides. Its product is annotated as endonuclease domain-containing 1 protein-like. The coding region runs from base 150 to 1064 and encodes 304 amino acids. The transcript is spliced from 3 exons. Lineage: Eukaryota; Metazoa; Chordata; Actinopteri; Atheriniformes; Melanotaeniidae. Gene Ontology annotation, molecular function: metal ion binding; nucleic acid binding; hydrolase activity. The record is from RefSeq and is a predicted model, not a curated record.
GGUAGAUGUCCCAGAGACGUUUUGGAGACUCUUAGACCUAAACCUGUUUUAGUUUUACCACGCUCCUCAACAGAAUCCGGUUCGUUUGACUGAAUCAAAAGAACCUUCUCCUGCUUCCUGCCUGCUUCAGAGCUCUGCUGGCUUUGCUGAUGAUGAAGUGGUUCCUGUUCCUCGCUGCUUUCCUUCCCAUCACUCCCACUAUGACUGAGGUGGUGGCCUCAGUGUCUGAGUGUUCUGAGUUUCUUCUUGAGGGAAGUCCUCCACAGAUCCCAGGUAUCAUAGAGAACGGUGCCAUUAAGAACCAGAAUCGAUACAAACCCAUCUGCCAGACUUUCAACAACAAGAGAAGGUUUUUGACUGUCUACGACACCAAGAACAGGAUCCCAGUGUUUUCUGCAUACAAGUUUAAAGAGAUAACAUCUAAGAAAAAUCCAGAUAAUGAUUGGAAGAUCGAGCCACAGCUUUUAGUGGAUUUAAAGAAAAACAUGAUGACUGAAGAUGAAAUCUACACCACACAAGCCAUCAACCGGGAUUAUGAAAAUAGCGACAGGAAAGGCUAUGAUAGGGGUCAUUUAUAUCCAAAUUCUCAUGGAUCUGAGGAUGAUGACAAAGAAUCAACAUACACCCUGACAAACAUCGUUCCACAAGCAAAGGAAUUUAACAGUGGCAGCUGGAGUAAAAUGGAGAACUGUGUUAAAUGUGUGAUGGAAAAAGUCUGUAUCAGUAACGGUGUCCUUGAAGGAUUUGUAGUGGUUGGAGCGUAUCCCAGUACCAACAGUUUUUUAAAAGAAAGGGUAAAUAUUCCUACUCAGCUCUUGUCAGCAUUUUGCUGUUAUAAUUCCAUCAAGAAGAAGUGGCUUGCAGGUGCUCACUGGGCCCCCAACACUAAGGAAUCUGGAAACAUAAAUAUCCGCACAAAGACUGUGGAGGAAUUAAACAAAGAACUGAACAAACUACUGAGCACAAAGGCCUCUGCAUUUAAUGUGUUUCCUGGACAAAAAGAGUGUCUGAAGCCAACUGUUACUGAGUUUUCCCAAGAGUUACAGGGAUGUGGGUGCAAUUAGAAGAAAGAAAGAAAGAUAGACAGAUAGAUAGAUAGAUAGAUAGAACUAAUUAUUAUGACCAUGUUAUCUGCAUUGUUUCUUUCAAUUUCAUAUAAACUUUAAAUGGCUGGGAUCGAACCGGCAACCCUUAGGUUACAGGUCAACCACUCUACCCACUGAGUCCAGUAAAAGAGACUUCACAUUGAUUAUGUGCAUGAUCACUGCUUUGAGAAGCUUGAUUGUAAAACACAUUUUCUUCUUUCUGAAACUUGUGACUAAACUGUAAAGAACAGAUGAUCAGAUCAUCACAGAGCUGGAAAUUCAUCCUCAUGGUGGCAUCUGGUCAUUCUGCAUCUGCUUAGAAAUAAAUACACUUUGAACU